Messenger RNA from Zasmidium cellare ATCC 36951, 996 nucleotides. RefSeq lists its product as uncharacterized. The transcript is spliced from 3 exons. NCBI's taxonomy places the organism in Eukaryota, Fungi, Ascomycota, Dothideomycetes, Mycosphaerellales, Mycosphaerellaceae. The coding region runs from base 1 to 996 and encodes 331 amino acids. The record is from RefSeq and is a predicted model, not a curated record.
AUGCGAUCCACCUUCGUUCCUCUCUUCGCCGUCGUGGCUGCUGCCGCUCCAGUUGAGAAGCGCCAGUCCGGUCCUUCUGAUGCCGACAUCCUCAACUAUGCCCUGACGCUGGAGCACCUCGAGGACAACUUCUACCGCGAGGGCAUCGCCAUGUUCAGCGCCGACGACUUCAAGAAGGCUGGUCUCCCUGGCCAGUUCUAUAACAACUUGAAGGAGAUCUCCUCGGAUGAGACGACGCAUGUGUCGUUCUUGACCACUGCUCUGACAGCUGCCGGCGCCACGCCCGUCGCCGAGUGCACGUACAACUUCGGUUUCAAGGACGUCCCCACGUUCCUCGCCAUCGCCAACGUCCUCGAGGGUGUUGGUGUCAGCGCCUACCUCGGCGCCGCCAAAUACAUCAUGAACAAGGACUACCUCACCGCGGCAGGCUCCAUCCUGACCGUCGAGAGCCGACACUCCGCGUACCUGCGUGAGAACCAGAGCCCGGCGCAGUCGCCGUUCCCAGCCGCCUUCGACAUCCCCCUCGACUUCGACGAAGUCUACUCCCUCGCGGCGCAAUUCAUCACCGCCUGCCCCGACACCAACCCACCCCUCCCCGUCAAGGCCUUCCCAGCCCUCAGCGUCACCGCCCCAACAGGCUCCGUCAAGCCAGGCCAGACCCUCACCCUCAAAGCCGCCAUGGCCGUCGACGCUAAGUCCGCCUACUUCAUCACCUCCAACGGCCCUGUCGCCGCGCAGCUCCAAGGCAGCGGAACUGACUACACCGUCGUCAUCCCCGACGGCGUGCAGGCCGGCCAGGAGUACCUCGUCCUGACCAAGGACUCGAGCGCGCCGAGUGAUGAUAACAUCGUUGCUGGACCGGCUGUGGUGCAGAUUGCUGAUAAUGCUUUCGGGCAGGGCCAGGGCGGUUAUGGUGGUGGGUGGAAUGGUGGCCAUGGCUGGGGUAAUGGUGGUGGUUGGGGGGGAAAGGGAUGGGGAAAGGGAAAGGGUUAUUAG